AUGACUUUACCACAUAAUUUAUCAACAUUUUGGUCACAAAUUGUUCCAGCUGGAAAGGAUGCGUUUUUAGAAGGUCCAAAUGAUAAAGUUAUUACGAUUACAAACGCUGUUAUUCCAGAUGUUCAAAAUGAUACUCCAAAAGAAGCAGUAAGAUUAUUUGCAACUGUUAACACUCUUAGAUUAGAUGAAGAAGAGGAAGAGAAAGCUGAAGAAUCCACAAAUGAUAAAGAAGACAAUUUUUAUAUCACUGAUGAAACAUUAAUUGCAUCUCUUGUUCCAUUUACACACGAAAAUCAAGAAUUGUCAAUUGUAUUUACAACAGCAAAUAUCGUUAAAUUCCAUAACAAAGGCAAAUUAGAUGUUCAUCUUUCUGGUUAUAUUGUUGAUUAUUAUGAUGAUAACUUCGACGAGUACGAAUAUGUAGACGAGGAGGAAGAAGCUGCAGAAAAAAAAGAAGAAGAACCAGAAAAUCCAGAUGAGCCUUUAACUCCAGAUUUAAUACAAAACAGACUUGCAAAAGCUGCAAAGGCUAUGGGACCAAGACAAAUUCAAAAGAAAAAGCAGAAUAAAGGUAACAAACACAAGAGGAAACAUCGUAAUGAAGAAGAAGAAUCCAAAGAAAAAGCUGAAGAGUGA
Molecule: messenger RNA, 636 nt
Organism: Trichomonas vaginalis G3
Lineage: Eukaryota; Parabasalia; Trichomonadida; Trichomonadidae
Product: 32 kDa heat shock protein-related family
Exons: 1
Coding region: 1-636 (211 amino acids)
Source: RefSeq, a predicted model, not a curated record